This is a messenger RNA of Acanthaster planci (crown-of-thorns starfish), 2798 nucleotides long. Its product is annotated as rabphilin-3A-like. Lineage: Eukaryota; Metazoa; Echinodermata; Asteroidea; Valvatida; Acanthasteridae. The record is from RefSeq and is a predicted model, not a curated record. Gene Ontology annotation, cellular component: membrane; synapse. Gene Ontology annotation, biological process: spontaneous neurotransmitter secretion; intracellular protein transport; exocytosis. Gene Ontology annotation, molecular function: small GTPase binding.
UGCACACAGUACACAUAAUACAACGAACACAUACGCUAGGCUGUCAUUUGUGUGGCUGUGAAGUGCUAAAUUUUGUCCGUCCAAAAGCCUCUUGAAUUUUGUCAGAUCGCUGGCUUGCGUCACUGGUGUCUAGCACAUUCGUAGAAUUUAUCCUGUUUCAGUGUUUGGAGGCGUGUCAACAUUUGCUUAUUCCACUUUGGCAACUGCUCCCAGGUGGUUUGCAGAAUUUCCCUACCUGUCUUUCUACAUAUUUGAACGUUCAUGCCCAUAAACGGUGCCGCUACUAACAUGGGAGAAUUUGUUGGCGGGAGCGCGGUGGAUCGGUGGACUUGCCCAAACGACAGACAGCUUGCCCUCCGGGCGAAGCUGGGUUCCGGGUGGUCCUUCCACACCUCUGCUAGCAAAUACAAGAAAAGUGACACGUUGAGCAGGGAAGAACAGGAGACCAUCUUGGGUGUGAUUGAGAGAGCGGACAAAUUGGAAGUGGCAGAACAGGAAAGAAUAGGCCGGCUCGUUGACAAAUUAGAAAACAUGAAGAAGAACGCGUUGGGCAACGGUUCGGGGAAAUGUGUCUUGUGUGGUGAUGAGUUUGGUCUACUUGGUGCCUCUCCACUAACCUGCCAUGAUUGCUAUAAGGCCGUGUGUACAAAGUGUGGGGUUGACACAACAAACAGUUUCAAGCAUCCCAUUUUGUUAUGCAAAAUAUGCAGUGAGACCAGGGAGUUGUGGAAGAGGUCCGGAGCCUGGUUUUUUAAGAGCCUUCCAAAAUACAUCAUUCCAGAGAAGAAAGUGGACCAGUCCAGAUUGCAAGGUUGGAGGUUUGAGACCCGAAAGUCGGGGAGAAAGUCAACCACUGGCCGAGUCAACAACACGUGGAGCAAAGCCGAUGUCAGUGAGAGCGAAUCCGAAUAUUCAAGCUCGGAAGACGAAGUCAGCAUCGGAAGGAAGAGAAAGCCUAAGAGGGAGACAAACACAGACGAUAACAUCAGCAUCGGCAGUAAGAAUGGCAUGGCCAGCUCCAUCUAUGGCAACAAUUACAUGGCGGGGAGUCGAACCAGCAUCGGUAGUGCUGGGUGGUACGGGGGUGCCAGCACCACAGAGAGCAGUCAUGAUGCCGCACGGGACGAGUCUGACAGUGAAAGGAGCACACUAGGAGACAAUGAGCACAGUCGCACCAGUUCCGUUCGCUCCCUCACGAGCACUAACAUCUCAGUAUCAGAUCUCAGUCGCACCAGCUCCGUUCGUUCGGGGGGCAGCAGUGGCCCUGUCAUCGCCCUCAAACCAGACCACGAGGAAGAGGACAUGGACCGUGCAUUCACCCAGUUCAGCUCAGCCUUGCAGACUAGUGCAGCCCCUCCCACCUCGGUGGGCAGCUCCUUCGAUUCGCAGGAUUAUGGCCUGCCGGACGCGCUAGGGUCCAGCCCGGAUGAAGGAAGUUCAUUGGGAACACUGGAGUUUUCAGUACUGUAUGACGGAGUCAAUAACGCUCUGCAUUGCACUAUUCACAAGGCCUCCGGGUUGAAGGCUAUGGAUUCCAAUGGAAUGUCAGACCCCUACGUCAAGCUCCACCUGUUGCCAGGAGCCACUAAGUCCACGAAAUUGCGCACCAAGACGGUCCACAAGACCUUGGAUCCCAAAUUCAAUGAGACGCUGACCUAUUAUGGAAUCACCGAUGACGACUUGAUGAGGAAGACACUCAGGCUAUCUGUGCUAGAUGAGGAUAAGUUUGGUCAUAAUGACUUCAUUGGUGAAUACCGCCUUCCACUUCGCAAGCUGACGCCCCACACAACCAAGAAUAUGAGCGUCUACUUAGAGAAACAGAUGCCGCUGGAGAAGGACGAUGAACUGAUGGGGGAGCGGGGAAAGAUCCUGGUAUCCCUCAAAUAUCUGAAGGAGAGGCAGCAGCUGUUGGUUGGUAUCCUGCGCUGCGCCGGCCUUGCCGCGAUGGACGCCAACGGGUAUUCCGACCCCUAUGUCAAAGUAUACCUUAAGCCAGACAGUGGGAAGAAAACUAAACACAAGACAGCAACCAAGAAGAGAACGUUGAACCCUGAGUUCAACGAGGAGUUCUUUUAUGAUGUCGCCCACAAUGACUUGGCAAAGAAGACACUUGAAAUAACUGUUUGGGACAAAGAUAUCGGCAAGCAUAAUGACUACAUCGGGGGUAUUCAGCUAGGCAUCAACGCCAAAGGGGAACGUCUGCGGCAUUGGUUUGAGACACUCAAGCACACAGACAGGAGGUUUGAGCGCUGGCAUACACUGUCGGAUGAAAUCUUCGCCGGGGAUGACUGAAGACAGAGUGGCCAGUAGUAGGCAUGUGUGGAGGUUCUAGCGUAACGGUUCUUGGUUUGUGAAGUUUCAAAUUCAAGAUCUUUAUUUGUAAUGGAGGCAAGGUUUAAAUACCAAUCUGAACAGCUUUCAUGGACACAAUUUUAAGUUUAAAUUGUACAUUCAAAGAGCCUGCAGCUUCAUGAAUCAGUUACAAAAGGACAAAGCUUGUUGCUUAAAAAUGUGCCGAUGUGGUACACUUUCUGACGAGCAGUUUCCUAGUGGCUGGUUUGAUUUGACAAAAUGUUGUAGAACGGUUACAACAAGUUUUAACAGCUCACACAAAAGACUUGCAACUCUCACAUUUUGCUGUUAAUUUUCUAAUAUCCAAACAUACAUGAAAUAAUUCUAGCCAAUAACCAAAUCACACCCAGGAUCAGCUGAAACCCUUAUAAGACCAUCACAAGACCACCACAAGACCAUCACAUGACCACCACAAGACCAUCACAAGACCACCACAAGACCAUCAC